AUGUUUGUCGAACAAUGUGUUGAUUUCUCCUUUAUUGAUAAUUGUAGCUCUAUGGCCUCUAACCCCAUUAUCUCUCUUCUGUCCAAGGAGUUGUUAACCGGCGAGAACUUCAUGAAAUGGAAGUCUAAUAUCAACAUAGUGUUGAUCGGCGACAACUCAAAAUUCGUGAUGACUGAAACUGAACCUGACUUUCCUGGAGAGAACGCCUCGAAGGCAGUGAGGGAGAAGUAUGAUCGUUGGACUGCUACCAACAACAAGGCCAAGGCCUACAUGCUUGCCAGCAAGUCACAAAUGCUAAGGACUAAGAUGGAAGAUAUCAGAACUGCUUACGACAUCAUGGAGCAACUCCAAGAAAUGUUUGGGCACAAGUCAGCGCAAGCUAGUUUCGAGGCUACCAAGAAGUAUGUGAACUGUAGGAUGGCACCUGGCCAACAUGUUCGUGAUCAUUUUAUUAAGAUGACGAACUACUUCCAAGAAGCUGAGUUACAUGGAGCAACAGUAGAUGAGAAGACUUAA
Molecule: messenger RNA, 516 nt
Organism: Humulus lupulus (European hop)
Lineage: Eukaryota; Viridiplantae; Streptophyta; Magnoliopsida; Rosales; Cannabaceae
Exons: 1
Coding region: 1-516 (171 amino acids)
Source: RefSeq, a predicted model, not a curated record